This is a messenger RNA of Acipenser ruthenus (sterlet), 2778 nucleotides long. RefSeq names its product protein cereblon-like. The record is from RefSeq and is a predicted model, not a curated record. Gene Ontology annotation, cellular component: Cul4A-RING E3 ubiquitin ligase complex. Gene Ontology annotation, biological process: protein ubiquitination. The transcript is spliced from 11 exons. NCBI's taxonomy places the organism in Eukaryota, Metazoa, Chordata, Actinopteri, Acipenseriformes, Acipenseridae. The coding region runs from base 81 to 1430 and encodes 449 amino acids.
UUGAACUGCCGCGCUGCUGUCUUGCAAAAUACUCGCCGGCUGUUCGUCACCCAGAGUGCAGCUCAGUGUAAACAGAGACUAUGGCUGAAGAGGAGGGAGGUGGAGAUCAGAAUAUCAACAACAACAUGGGGAAUCAAUUACAGCUUUUACCGGUAGAAAAUGAAGAUGAUGAUGAUGAGAUGGAAAGGGAAGAUCACGAUAGUGACGAAGCUGAAAAACCAAACAUUAUGAACUUUGACACCAGUCUGCCAACGUCACAUGCAUAUCUGGGUGCAGAUAUGGAGGAGUUUCACGGCCGCACGGUGCACGAUGAAGAGAGCUGUCAGAUGAUUCCAGUGCUGUCGCACACCUCGGUGAUGCUGAUCCCUGGUCAGACCCUGCCGCUGCAGCUGUUCCGCCCCCAGGAGGUCAGCAUGAUGAGGACCGUGAUGCAGCAGGACAGGACCUUCGCUGUGCUGGCAUACAGUGAUACCGGUGAGCGGCAGGCAGAGUUCGGAACCACAGCUGAGAUCUACGCAUACAGAGAAGAGCAGGAGUACGGGGUUGAAACAGUGAAGCUAAAAGCGGUUGGAAGACAGAGGUUCAAGAUCCAUGAAUUAAGAACACAGGCUGAUGGAAUUCGACUGGCUAAAGUCCAGAUCCUGCCAGAAAGAAUCCUCCCUUCCACCUUGUCUUCAGUCCAGCUGAGUUCGCAGUCUAGACUUCAGAUGCACACGUCCACACAACCCACAUCCAAGCACUGCAGACAGGGCCAGAGGUGGUGGCAAAAGUAUCAGAAGAGGAAGUUUCACUGUGCAAAUCUGACUUCAUGGCCUGCGUGGGUUUACUCUUUGUAUGAUUCGGAGAUCUUAAUGAACAGAGUCAAGCGACAACUCCAUGAGUGGGAUGAAAAUCUCAAAGAUGACUCACUGCCAUCAAAUGCAAUAGAUUUUUCAUACAGAGUUGCAGCUUGCCUGCCCAUUGAUGACGCACUGCGUAUACAGCUGCUGAAAAUCGGCAGUGCUAUCCAGCGACUGCGCUGUGAAUUAGAUAUAAUGGACAGAUGUACAUCGCUUUGUUGUAAGCAGUGUCAAGAUACAGAAAUAACAACCAAAAAUGAAAUCUUUAGCUUGUCUUUGUAUGGACCCAUGGCUGCGUAUGUGAAUCCCCACGGGUACGUCCAUGAGACCCUGACGGUCUACAAGGCUAACAGCCUCAACCUGAUAGGUCGCCCGUCAACGCAGCACAGCUGGUUCCCAGGAUACGCUUGGACCAUUGCCCAGUGCCGAACCUGUGGCUCACACCUGGGCUGGAAGUUCACAGCUACUAACAAGGACUUGACUCCUCACAAGUUCUGGGGGUUAACACGCUCUGCUCUGCUGCCGACAAUCCCCAAGACAGACGAGGAGGAGGAGGAGGGACAGGAGGCCUCCAGGCUUUUGCGCCUGUAACUAGAUGCUGCAUGAAUAGAGAAAAACGAAAACGAACAAACGUUCAGCAAACUCAGUGCACGUCUUACCUGAAUCCGCUGGGGGCAGUGCAACUUCUGAAAAGUGAUAUCCAGCUUUCCACUCAACCUGCAGUUUAAUUUUACAGUUGUCAGAUUUGAGCCAGGUGGUCUUUAGUACUGGUUAUGUGCUUCUUGAAAUGUGCCAAGCUCUUCUGUGCAGGGAGUUGCAGAGAAUGUUUAGGCUUGUGAAGUGCAUCUUACUCAGCAAGCUGUGUUACUGUCAUAUCCCAACCAGGGCAUGCCACCUGUGCUGUAUCAUUUCAUAUUAUAGAAAGCUUUAAGUAAUGCUAUAGAGACACAGGACUUUAUAGAAAUGGUGUUGGCUGUAUUUUUUCAUAUGCCUUUUGUUUCGUUAUUCUCUUAGUCAUUCUCCUAUUUUUUGUGUUGAAUGUAUUUUUGUUUAGUCUCAGUUUCUCAUAUCCUUGAGAUAAUGCAACACACUCGAGCAGGUAGUUUAAUAAGAACUUGGUGUGGUUAGUAAUGUAGGGAAAGAACCCCAUUCGCUAGCCAUCUCUUCAGCCUGUGACCUGCGUCAGAUGUCUGGUUGUGUUCUCCUUGUGAGAGGACCAGCAACCUGUCACUGUGAUCUGUAACUAAUUAUUGAGGUACUGUAGGUGUUCGCUUUCAAGGUUGGCAGGCAGUGCUAAAGGGCAUGCUGUGUUGGGAUUCAAAUAAUAGAUGAUGGUAAAAUUAAAAGCAUUUGUAGGUCUAAUAUAUCUUUUAGGCACAGCUUUCAUUCAAGAAGCACCUUGUCAUGAGAAAAAGCUGUUCAGACCAGGAGGCUGUUUUCUGAUAAAACAUUACAGUAAUAAUAAUAAUAAUAAUAAUAAUAAUAAUAAUAAUAAUAAUAAUAAUAAUAAUAAUAAUAAUAAUAAUAAUAUCACAUUUCAAUAAUAACAAUAUGCUGAUAAUUAUGUUGUAAAUGGAAAUAGUUGUUCAUGUUUUGUAAAGUUUAAGUUGAUACUGCUUGAGGGAUUAAUUUAUUUUUUUGAGGUUUUGUGAUUUAUGUCUGAUUUAUGUAGGAGCAAACAUUCAGCACAUUGUUAAGGUGUAUCGUACAUGCACAGCUUUGAAUUCCUUUUAUUCCAAACUUAACAGUCAGAACACUCCUAUAUUUAAACAUGUGUGCUGUCAAUAGCUGUGGGAGGUAAGGUGGAGGAACUGCUGAAAACAUGAUUUGAAAUGUUAAUCGAAGAGAUGGUUUCUCAGUCACCAAAGCUGUUUCCUCUUACUUCUAUGUGCAGUUGUCCUCUGCAUCUACCAGUAAAGUUUACUUUGAACCUCUGUAA